Oppiella nova is the source of this 337-nucleotide messenger RNA. Lineage: Eukaryota; Metazoa; Arthropoda; Arachnida; Sarcoptiformes; Oppiidae. The record is from the annotation of a GenBank genome assembly.
CUAUAAUUACCAAGCAAUGCCAGACCUUAAUUGGAGCGUGAAAUACGGCAAAAUAUACGGCCCUGGUGCCAUUAGUACCGAAUUUAUGAAAUCAUUACGAAUAACUAUGGAGCUCCCGGAUAAGAAUUUUGAGUCCAGGAAUUUGACCAUGGUAGGUCACAUGGGGGAAUCCGUUGAUGUGGCUGACUCCAUACUAUACGUGGCUAGUGACCAUGCUGCUUUUGUCACCCGUACCAACUUGUUUGUGGACGGGGGUUCACUGGUUAUUAGUUUAGGGGUCGACGCGGUCGGUGAACACGAUUUAGGUAGACUACCAGGUGCCCGAUUUAAGGUCUAA